CUUCGUUCUAUUCCGUUUUGAAAAAGCCCGCAUCUCAUCCAAUCCAAAUCCGAUGUUCGCCCUGACCUCUGCUUCGUCGCGGGCUCUCACGGCCGCCGCCACUCGUGCGUUCGCCACCAGCGCCGCCGCCCCGUCCUCCGCUGCGGGCGUCCGAUUCGACUUUCCCGUCCCGUUCAUGACCCACAAGUGCUCGGGCCUGCCGGAUCACGCCAUGGCCACCAAGGAAGAGCUGCUCGACUACUACCGCACAAUGCAGGUCAUUCGCCGAAUGGAAACGGCUGCAGGCGAUCUGUACAAGUCCAAGUUCAUCCGCGGCUUCUGCCAUCUCUACUCUGGCCAGGAGGCCGUGUGCACUGGCGUCGAAGCUGCCAUCACCAAGGAGGACUCGGUCAUCACCGCAUAUCGCGCGCACGGAUUCACCUACGUCCGUGGCGUGUCGGUCAAGGGCGUCUUGGCCGAGCUGACCGGUCGCCAGGGCGGCUGCGCCAAGGGCAAGGGCGGUUCGAUGCACAUGUACAACCACAACUUUUUCGGCGGCAACGGCAUUGUUGGCGCGCAGGUGCCGCUGGGCGCCGGCAUUGCGCUGGCCCACCAGUACCAGGGCAACAAGAAGGUCUGCAUUUCGCUGUACGGCGACGGUGCUGCCAACCAGGGCCAAAUCUUUGAGGCGUACAACAUGGCCGCAUUGUGGAAGCUCCCUGCCAUCUUCAUCUGCGAGAACAACCAGUACGGCAUGGGCACCGCGAUUGGCCGCGCUGCCGCGUCCACCGAGUACUACACUCGUGGUGACUACAUUCCCGGCAUCAAGGUGAACGGCAUGGAUGUUCUCGCCGUCCGCGAGGCCACCAAGUUUGCCGUCGACCACGCUCGCGCAGGCAAGGGCCCCUUCGUGCUCGAGAUGAUUACAUACCGCUAUGGCGGCCACUCGAUGAGCGACCCCGGCACCAGCUACCGUUCGCGUGAGGAGAUCCAGCAGAUGCGCUCCAACAACGACCCCAUCAACAAUGUCAAAAACCGACUUCUCUCGACCAACCUCGCGACUGCCGAGGAGCUCAAGGAGAUUGAUCAAGCCGUCCGCAAGGAGGUGGACGAGGCUGUCGAGUUUGCCAAGGAGGACGCCGAGUUGCCAGUCGAGGAGGCUUACACCGACGUGUAUAAGGACACUGUUCCCGAAGCCAUCCGUGGCUGCGAUCCCUUCACUUGGGCUCACCCCAAGCAUUAAAUGGCUUGCAUUGCUUUUUUUUUUUUGAUUCCCACCCCCUUUUGUUGUUUUGAAACACCUGAUUCCCCACUUUGGAUUUCCCCCUCUUUCGUGGUCCAUGUGGUCCAUGGCUCUUCACAACUUCCAUUAAACAUUUUUUGUUGUAGUUGUUC
This is a messenger RNA of Capsaspora owczarzaki ATCC 30864, 1374 nucleotides long. RefSeq names its product pyruvate dehydrogenase E1 alpha 1. Bases 53 to 1222 code for a protein of 389 amino acids. Gene Ontology annotation, biological process: pyruvate decarboxylation to acetyl-CoA. Lineage: Eukaryota; Filasterea; Ministeriida; Capsasporidae. Gene Ontology annotation, cellular component: intracellular membrane-bounded organelle. Gene Ontology annotation, molecular function: pyruvate dehydrogenase (acetyl-transferring) activity. The record is from RefSeq and is a predicted model, not a curated record. The transcript has 5 exons.